Purpureocillium takamizusanense is the source of this 1347-nucleotide messenger RNA. RefSeq lists its product as uncharacterized. Gene Ontology annotation, molecular function: polygalacturonase activity. Gene Ontology annotation, biological process: carbohydrate metabolic process. The transcript has a single exon. The coding region runs from base 1 to 1347 and encodes 448 amino acids. The record is from RefSeq and is a predicted model, not a curated record. NCBI's taxonomy places the organism in Eukaryota, Fungi, Ascomycota, Sordariomycetes, Hypocreales, Ophiocordycipitaceae.
AUGCUCGUCAAGGCCGCUCUCCUCUCACUGCUCCAGGCGUCGGCCCUGGCUGUCUCCGCCGCCUCGGACAGGACUUUUGUCCGGAGUAACCAGCCUCGCGAUGGCUUCCCCGGCAAUGGCCCGCGCAACGAGCUCCCCACGGAAGAUGACUUGAGCGAGCUUGCUUCGAGUCAGAAGCGGGCCUUUUGCGUCGUCGAACCCGCCGGCGACGGCCGCGACGACGCGCCCGCCAUUUUGGACGCGCUCAAAGGACCUUGCAAGAAGGACAGCAUAGUCUUCCUCCCCGGCCCCAAGUACAACAUCGAGACGACCAUGACGACGCGGGACCUCGAGAAUGUCGAGAUCCACCAGCUCGGCCGCCUGGUUUGGACCCCGGACGUCAAAUACUGGCUCGCCCAGUCCAUGCCCGUCAACUUCCAGAACCAGUCGACUGUGUGGUACUUUGGCGGCGACAACGUCACAUGGGACGGUUACAACGUCGGCACACUCGAUGGCAACGGCCAGGUCUGGUACGACUGGGCACAGGGCAGGGGCAACCUGCCGCAUCGGCCCAUGAACAUCAACUACGACAAGCUGACCAACUCGGUGAUCAAGCGCAUGCGCUACGUCCAGAGUCAGAUGUGGACCAUGGCCAUCACCAACUCCAAGCACGUCGACCUGGACGACAUUUACGUCAGCAGCGUCUCCAACAGCACCGAGAACACGCUCAACACGGACGGCUGCGACACCAUCUGGUCCCACAACAUCACCUUCCGCCGGUGGUACGUCAGGAACGGCGACGAUGCCAUCGCGACCAAGAUGGACUCGUCCAACAUCCAGAUCUACGACAGCGUGUUCGAGGACGGUCAGGGCGUCGCCAUCGGCUCCCUCGCCCAGUACAACAAUCGCUUCGACUACGUCCGCGGCUUUACCGCCCGCAACAUCACCCUCAUCAACACGGCCCACGUCUCCUACAUCAAGACCUGGGCCGGCGUCUCCCGGGGGCUGCCACCCAACGGCGGAGGCGGCGGCCUGGGCGAGGCCACCAACAUCGUCAUGGAGGACAUCAGGAUUGAGGGCCUCCGCGAGCAGCCCUUCUUCUCCUGGCAGUGCGAAAACUACUCGGGAUGGGCCGGCAAGGACUGCAACUCGAGCAAGUUCAAGAUCAGCAACAUCGCCUGGCGCAACGUCCACGGCACCGUCAUUGACAGCGUCAACGACGUCGGCUCCUUCCAGUGCAGCCUCGCCGCCGGCGGCUGCAAGAACAUCGAGGCGACUAACAUCAAAAUCAGGAAAGUCAACGGCCAGUUAAUCGACAGGUACCGCUGCGAGAACGUGCACUCGCCAAAGGGGUUCAAGUGCAGCUAG